Messenger RNA from Triticum turgidum subsp. durum (durum wheat), 1098 nucleotides. The record is from the annotation of a GenBank genome assembly. NCBI's taxonomy places the organism in Eukaryota, Viridiplantae, Streptophyta, Magnoliopsida, Poales, Poaceae.
AUGGCGCCGGGCGGUUUCUUCGGCACGGCGGCGGUGGCCGUGGUCCUGUCGCUGGCGGUCCACGUCGCGUUCCACUGCCCCAUCCAGCCGCUCCCGUCGCCGCCGUCGCCCGCGCGGCUCCCUCCCAAUAACCUCCUCCAGGGGCUGGAGAAGCUCGGGGAAGGGCGGCUGAGCGGGCCGGAGGACGUCUACAUCGACGCGGCGGCGGGCGGGACGCUGUACACGGCGACGAGGGACGGGUGGCUGCAGAGGAUGCAGCCCAACGGGUCGUGGGAGCAGUGGCGGUUCGUCGGGGGCACGGACCUGCUCGGGAUCGCGCCCUCCGCCGACGGCAGCAUGCUCGUCUGCGACGCUCACAAGGGAUUACUUAAAGCUGAGGAGGGUCGCGUGACCAUUCUUGCAUCCACGGUCGAAGGGUCCACGAUCAGGUUUGCCGACGCCGUGAUAGAGGCGUCCGACGGCGCGGUCUACUUCAGCGACGGGAGCGCCAGGUUCGGCUUCGGCGAGUGGUUCCUCGACUACCUCGAGGCCCGCCCCACCGGCCGGCUCCUCAAGUACGACCCCGGCACCGGCAAGGCGUCCGUCGCGCUCGACAAUCUUGCCUUCGCCAACGGCGUCGCCCUGUCGCGGGACGAGGCCUUCCUCGUCGUCUGCGAGUCCUGGGGGUUCAGAUGCUCCAAGCUGUGGCUGAAAGGCGACAAGGCUGGCCAGAAGGAGACCUUCGUCGACAACCUUCCGGGGUCUCCGGAUAGCAUCCAUCUAGCACCAGACGGCUCCUUCUGGAUCGCCCUUCUCCAGCUAAGGUCGCCAUGGAUGGACCUGAUCACCCGCUGGACCUUGACCAAGAGGGUCGUCGCGUCGAUCCCGGCGCUUCACGAACCCAUCAAGGCGACGGCAAAGGGAGCGAUGGUGGCUCAGGUGUCGGAGGACGGUGAGAUCAUCCGUGUGCUCGACGACUCCCAAGGGAAGGUGAUCCACUUCAUCACUUCCGUGUCGGAGUUCGAUGGGCAUCUGUUCUUGGGAAGCCUUUCCACGAACUUCCUGGGGAAGCUGUCUCUGGCGAAGGUGCCACAGGUGCAGGCGGCAGUUUCAUCCUAG